AUGUGUGUAUGUCGGGUGCUGUGCAUCGCCAUGCCGAUGUUGUGUCGGGUAGUGCUGUGCAUCGCCUUCGCGUCGCUCGCAUCCGCGCGCAACUUCGACCCGCAUCCGCGGCGCCCGUUUGAGCCGCUCGCGCGACAGUCGGCGCUCCGCCUGCUGCGCCAGCUCACCACCGAAGGCUGCAAGGACCUCGUGUCAGUCGACAUCGGAGGCACCUUGGCCAAGAUCGUGGUAUUCCAGCCGCGCGAUGAGGCGCAGGGCGCGUCGGAGCCGCUCAUCGCCGAGGCAGCGCGAGCUCUGCGUGGUUGUGCGACGAGUGCGCAGCGCGAGCUGUCCAUCUACGUGCCCGCGCUCGGGGGCGACCUCUACUUCUUCACGUUUGAGGCGGGGCGAGAUACCGCCGAGAUGCCGCGAUGUGUGGCGGAGAUGUGCGAUAAGAGGUGCUCCGCCGAGGGGCGCGGCCCCUCCCCGAUAGUCAUGCGCGCGACGGGCGGCGGCGCGUACAAGCACGCCGAGGCGCUCGGCCGCGCAGGCGGGACCCCGCACGAGAGGACUGGCUCGCGCGAGACGGAGCUGACCGACACACUCUGUCGCAAACUCUCCGAUGGCGACCUCCGAGGCGUACCAGAUGACGGCUCGCCUCCUCGCGCCCUCCGACACACGACCGGACGGAGCGGCCUGAAGAGUGAGAUGCGGUGGACGAAGGCGCGCCACUUUGUCACCCUCGACACGCCGCCGAGCGACUACCUGUAUGUCUCCAUCGGCUCGGGCGUCUCCAUCCUCGAGGUGCGGCAGGAGGGCGGAGGAGGCGGAGGAGGAGGCGGCGGAGGAGACGGCGGAGGAGGUAGCAGCACCUACCGCCGCAUGGGCGGCUCAUCGCUCGGCGGCUCCACCUUUUGGGGCCUGGUGCGGCUGCUGACCUCGUGCGCCACUUUCGACGAGGUGAUUCGCCUCACGCAGAGCGGCGCGUCGGCCAACAUCGACAUGCUCGUCGGCGACAUCUACGGAGGCGACUGCCCGUCGCUCGGCCUCCGCGGGGACGUCAUCGCCGCCUCCUUCGGCAAGGCGGCGGAGACACGCAGAGAGACGCAGAGAGACGGAGCGAGAGAGAGGGAGCGAGAAGCGCAGCGAGAAGUGCAGCGGUGCGGCCGCACUUUCGGACUGCGACCGCCGCCCCGGCAGGUGACGAUGCGGCGCGAGGUGAAGCGGUCGCGCGGGCUGAUGUUCCUCGUGCGCUACCUGCGCGCGCUGCUGCGGCACUACGAGGAGGGCUUCUGGCUGGUGGUGCUAGCUGUCGUCAACUCGGUGCCUCUGCUCCGGCUGGCGGCGCAGCGGGUGGGCCUCGUCCGGCUGGCGGAGUCGCGCGCCGCGUCGAUGGCGAUGUGCGGCUCCUUCCGAGCGCACGACGUCGCGCUCUCGCUGCUGCGGAUGGUGUCCAACAACAUCGGCCACGUGUCCACCCUCUCGGCGCAGCAGGCGGGGCUGCGACACAUCGUCUUCGGAGGCGCCCUCGAGCCUCGCAAGCCCCUCCUCCGGCUCCGCCGCCGCUCACGCUCCUUCAUCCGCGACCACCCCUUCACCAUCGCGACCAUCUCCUCCGCCGUCCGCUUCUACUCUGGCGGCCGCGUGCAGCCCCUCUUUCUGAAGCACGACGGCUUCGUCGGCGCCAUCGGCGCGCAGCUGCGAGGCUCUGCGCUCGCCGGCUCGCACACGCGAGUGCAGCCGACCCAGCCGACCCAGCCGACAGGGAGCGAGCCGGCUGCCGCGGUCGCUGCGGACGAGACGCCGAUCGCCUUGCCUGCGACGGUGGGGGUGCCGGAGGCGCCACCGGCGAUGUCGGGAGCCGCGGCGCCUCCCGCGCCGCGAGUCGCUGCGCCGCCGCUCGCGCGCAGUGCGGCCGCCGCCGGAAGGACUGAGGCGUGAGGGGGGUAGCCACUCUACACUUGUGACGUGCAAGAAUCGAGAGUUCGAGAGAGUUGUGCUUAUUGAGAGAGAGACGAACUCUCCUC
Molecule: messenger RNA, 2006 nt
Organism: Emiliania huxleyi CCMP1516
Lineage: Eukaryota; Haptophyta; Isochrysidales; Noelaerhabdaceae
Exons: 8
Coding region: 1-1920 (639 amino acids)
Biological process (GO): coenzyme A biosynthetic process
Cellular component (GO): nucleus; cytosol
Molecular function (GO): ATP binding; pantothenate kinase activity
Source: RefSeq, a predicted model, not a curated record